UAUGUUGCAGAAUGGAUGAAAGAGAACGGCCACAGUUCCAUAGAAGGACUGUGUGAUACAGCUUUUGACAUAAGUCUGGAGUGAACCAAGCUAGGCCGCAGCGAGAAAUUACCAGACUUGCUAGAAAUGGAAAAUUACCAGGCUUGCUAAAAAUGGAAAAUUACCAGGCUUGCUAAUAAGGGAAGAGAGAUAAGGUCAUGCUGACCUUGUGCCUAAUGUUGUAAAUAACUUUGAGGAAUUCGCGUAGACAAGAGAGGAAAAAAAAUAUAUGUAGUUAGCUAUCCGCAGAAACCGCAAGUAGGAGGACGUAUGAAAGUGUAAUCCUUUAGAGCUUAGCCAAUCAGCAGAUGAUUUGUAGGCAUAAUUAACUGGAACUGUAUAUAAGACAUAAUUGCGCCGUAAUAAAUCGAAGCUUGCUUUAUCACUCAUAUUGAGUCGGCUGCUUGCUUCCCCUCGCUCGGAGGCGGCACUCAUGCUAUUAACUGAUAUUCUUGCUAAGCGAGAGGCUAGCGUGAGCACAAAGAAGCUCCAUGAGCUCUGUAGGUGGGCGAAUGAAAAAGGACACUUAAAAGACCUGCAAUUGAUGUUUAGUGUGACUGAGUGGCGAGAGAUCGGGGAUUCCCUUUGCGAUGCGAUCCUUAGCGGCAGCAAGUUGGCCAAGGACUUGGGGACUACCUGGCGGGAGGUCAUGAACCAUUUACGAUCAAUGGUUGUGGAGAAAAAAAUGGCUAUGGCUGCCUCAGACCUCCUCGGUUGGGAAACCGAGUCGGAGUCUACCCGAUUAUUUGGUCUAGGCGCUCCGUCUGCAAAAGGCAUAAUUGUGCCUAUUAAAAAGUCUGCGACAGAGCUCUUACAGCCGACACCGUCUCCGGAGGGUGCCGCUGCAAUGGGUGCUCCACGCCGACCUGAAAGCUACCGAGAGCCACCCCCCCUGCUAGAUGAGGACGAGGGUACUAGAGUGGGUCCGAGCACGCAUCUGAAUGAGAGCGCAGAGUCCGAUAAAGAAAAUGAGCCCACCCCAGCUGCACCUGCCCCGAUACCCCAUCCCCGAACAAAACCGUCCAACCGGACUCUAAAUCACUUGCAGCAGCAAUUGAACAAAUGUCAUCUGCCAACUGCCGGUCGUGAUCUUCAGAUCCUGACCCAGGAAAGCGUUUUCCUCCACCCUGCCGCUCCCCAAAGUCAUCGGUCUGGGGUUAUAAGAGACGCUAUAUUGGAGAGAGAGUGGCAGGCUGCUUCUGCUGUUGCAUGUCCAGUGCGGACCACCUCUUUACCAGAUGGUUCAGCAGCCGCAGCGUGGAAACCUUUUGAUUGGAAGUUUAUGCAGCAGCUACGACAAGCCGUUACACCAUAUGGAUUACAAUCUGAACCAGCCAAGCACCUGCUGAAUUAUUUGUUUGACUCUGAAAUCAUGACACCCAGUGACUGUACUUCGCUAGCCAGAUUGCUUCUUACACCAGUACGGUUCCCCGUGCCCCGCCAGCAUGCUGUGCCAUACCCCGCAGCUCCCCCCGCUCGCCCACCCACCCACCGCCACGGAUCCCCCCAGCUGCUGGCGAAAAGUGGAGUCCAGAGUUCGGUGUAGAGCUGCAGAUCGCACCCCCGCCGGUGGUAACACCGCGUGGAGUAAAUCGCGGCAGGGCUCUCCGCUAAAUUCCUCUCUGUGAGGGCGGGGGGGGGGGGCACUACGGAAGGCCGCGACGAGUAAAUCGCGGCAGGGCUUCUCCGCGCUGAUAUCCUUUCUGUGAAAGGGGAGAGCUCUGAGAAGACCGCGAUGGAAUUAGAUGCGGCAAUUAAACUGUUAACUGACAUCCUCCUUGGGAGAGGGGAGGGCGUUAAAGAGACAGAAGUGGAGACCUUAGUUCGCUGGGCACGGAAAAAAAAAAAAAAACAAAACAAAAAAAAAACCAGUAGCGGCGGCACCCAUAGAAGCGUUGGGGAGAGAUGUGGUAGAAAAGCCAGUAGAGCAGAAGGGUGAUUCACCUAAGCCUUCUCUCUUGGCUACACUUUUCGGAGUUGGGCAUACUCGUCCUAUGAAGGGUAUGUCCGCCCCUGCGUGUUCAACAGUGCCGGAGCUUUCAGGUAAGACAGCGGACAAACCGAAAGUUACUCCUCGAGAGCCUGCGGUACUGAGCCGAACCCGGAAAAGGCGGCCGAGCCCCCCCAGGAGGGCGGGGCAGCGAGUCCUGCUGCACCAAUCACGUCAGGGCUGGCAGAAGCGCCGUGCGGUGACGUAUCCUCCUCAUCCUGAAACGUCAUCGGACGGGUUUGAGGAAGAAGGCGGGGAGAAACCUUGUGAUAACAAUACAGAGAAAUCCUUACAGGAGGUAAUAGAUAAAUUAAGAAAACUGGAAAAGCGAGUUAUAAUGAACCUGCCUACUACUUCAAUACCUGUAAUUCCUCCAGUUAGCCCAACUACCCCACCGACGCUGAACUCGAGAAAAGAUCCAAUUCUACAGUGUUGGUCUGGUGUUAUUCAUAAUGCUAUUUUGGAGGGUGAUUGGCAGCUGACCAGCUCGUUAGCUUGUCCAGUACUGAUUAAUAGCCUUGAUGCACAUAAUUGGGACAUGAUUUAUGGAAGGUUAAUGUUCAGAUGUUAGCAAUGGCAGUGUUGCAACCUGCUCUUCCACCUUUUAUGAUGAUCCCUCAGAUUUGGCAAAUUGUUGUGAUAGACUUGAAAGACUGGUUUUUUUUCACGAUUCCAUUACACCCUGAUGACACACAAAGAGACUCACUAACGAUGAUUUGCAUCCGUUCCGAUCCUGGUUGCAUGGCACCGAAGCCAACAGUCCUCGAACUUGUUCACCAGAACAGCGGGCUGCCCUAGAAGUUGUGUCCCGCAAGAUUCAGACUGGCUGGUGUGGUC
This is a messenger RNA of Falco peregrinus (peregrine falcon), 2866 nucleotides long. RefSeq lists its product as uncharacterized. Gene Ontology annotation, biological process: viral process. The record is from RefSeq and is a predicted model, not a curated record. Lineage: Eukaryota; Metazoa; Chordata; Aves; Falconiformes; Falconidae. The transcript has 2 exons. Bases 473 to 1585 code for a protein of 370 amino acids.